Aspergillus versicolor CBS 583.65 is the source of this 721-nucleotide messenger RNA. Its product is annotated as RNA polymerase II mediator complex head subunit MED22. Gene Ontology annotation, molecular function: transcription coregulator activity. Gene Ontology annotation, biological process: regulation of transcription by RNA polymerase II. The record is from RefSeq and is a predicted model, not a curated record. Gene Ontology annotation, cellular component: mediator complex. NCBI's taxonomy places the organism in Eukaryota, Fungi, Ascomycota, Eurotiomycetes, Eurotiales, Aspergillaceae. The coding region runs from base 140 to 478 and encodes 112 amino acids. The transcript has 3 exons.
CUUCAGCAAGAAACACCAUAAACGGCACACAACUGACAAGAUGGAAUCACAACCGACCUCGAAAGCCUUGCACUGUAUGUACCGUCGCGCGAAGCAUCACCGCAGUUAUUCGCGUCACUUCACAUGAAGAUCAAUCCGAAUGAAAGCUCAUGAUACAGUCCGCAUAAACAAUGAUAUCUCCCAAUUGCUCCAGCGAUUCGAAAAUAUUAUGGCUACGACUACAGUCGAUAGUACCAGCCACACGACGACGGCCGUUGAAACGUACCAGCUUGAUGUGGAAUCCACGGCAUUGGUCCGCGCUGCAGAAGACAUCCUCUCCCUAACCCGGUCGAUGAAAGAAACUUGGCUAUUCGGGAAGCUAGAUACUCUCGGUGAAGAUGAAUCCGAAACGAAGCGCAGAGAAGAAUUGGAGAGGGAUGCUGCGGUUAUUCAGAAGGCCAUUGAGGACGGCGGGAUAUUGAAGCCGGCGGAGCAGUAGUCGGUUUUUUUUACCGCUAAUACUCUCUGCUUCUCUCUUUCUAUUUGCAAAAAAAAUAUAGAUUGAUAUGGAGGCUUGGUUGGCGCUGGGUUGAUUUUGAUUUGGGAAGGCAUGGCGCUUUCGGUGUAUAUGGAGUAUAUGGAGUUUGGAGGGCAUUUUUAUCAUUGAGGAGAUGGCCGAUACCCUUAAAUCAAUUUAUUCGUCUAGGUUCCGUCUAAUUUAACAUGUGAUGCUCUAUACAGG